UAAAAAUCUGGGAAUAGGGUGAGUUCUUCAGUUCAAAGAGAUUGAUUAACGGCGCGCUAUGAUCGAAUGAAUUUCAUGUUAUUGUGGAGAUUAUAUUCGUGAAUUCAAGUUUGAUUUCAGUACUGUUUCGUUUCCUUUUUGUGAUUUUUUUAUUUUUUAUUUUUUCCUUUUUGGCGAUCGAUUUGUUUCGGAUGAAUUGGUGCUUCCAGGUUAUUUAUAUAGCAAUUAACAUUUGUCAUGGAAACUGUCUCAAGGAUCUCUGAGAAGGAAUUUAUAAAUGGAGAUGUCUAUAUUGGUAACAUCAAGGGAAUGCUUCCUCAUGGAAAAGGUAAAUAUUUGUGGUCCGAUGGGACAGUUUAUGAAGGUGACUGGGAAGGCGGGAAAAUGACUGGUAAAGGUAAGAUUUUCUGGCCAUCACAGGCUAAAUAUGAGGGUGAUUUUUCGGGGGGUUACAUUCAUGGUUUUGGAACUUUUCUUGGUUGCGACAGUUCCAUCUAUGUAGGUUCUUUAAAUAUGAACUCCCCACAUGGAAUUGGAAGGAAGCAGUAUCCAAAUUCAGAUGUUUAUGAGGGUUGUUGGAAAGAGGCAAUACGUGAAGGCAGUGGUCGGUAUGUGUGGAGUAAUGGUAACAUGUAUAUUGGAAAUUGGAAAAAUGGGACUAUGUCUGGAAGAGGGGUUAUGAAGUGGGUUGAUGGAAGUCUUUUUGAUGGAUUUUGGUCAAAUGGGUUGAGAAAUGGGUCAGGUAUCUACAGAUUUGCAGAUGGAAGCUACUACUCUGGAACAUGGAGUAAGGGACUAAAGGAUGGUCUUGGAACAUUCUAUCCUGCUGGAUGCAAUCUUCAAGGAAAUGAAGAGAAGAGGAAAAAGGAGCCAUCUCGUAGUUUAUCUGCAGGAUCUGAAGAACAAGAAACGCCCAGUGUGAAGCGCAGUUUUUCUGAUAAAAUUUCGUCUAGAUUUCUGAGGAAUUCUCGGAAAUUCUCAGACAAAACAACAUUGUUAGAUGAUGAACGGGGCUGCACUAAUAUAGUUGAUGAAUCCUGUGUUACUUCUCAUGAUUCUUAUGAUGGCCAAAUUGAUUGUCCAGAUAAUCAGGCUUUAGCUUAUGAAAGAGAAUACAUGCAGGGAGUUCUUAUUAAAGAAAGGAUUAGAAAUGUUUCAAAAUCAUCUCACAGAACUAAACAGCGACUAAAAUUUGCAAAAGAAGUUAAAAGGAGUUCGUUUGGAGACAUUUUCAAAGGCCAAAGAAGCUACUAUCUGAUGCUGAGCUUGCAACUAGGUAUCAGGUAUACUGUUGGCAAGAUUACACCUGUACCUAUGCGUGAAGUUAGAUCAUCUGAUUUUGGAAGUCAAGCUAGAAUUAGAAUGUAUUUCCCAAGAAAAGGCUCCAAGUUAACUCCUCCGCAUAAAUCGAUUAACUUUUACUGGAAAGAUUACUGCCCAAUGGUCUUCAGGAAUCUGAGAGAGCUGUUCAAGCUAAAUGCUGCCGACUACAUGAUGUCCAUAUGUGGUGAUGAAGGUCUGAGAGAACUUAGUUCUCCAGGAAAAAGCGGGAGCCUUUUCUAUCUUUCUCAAGAUGACAGAUUUGUGAUUAAGACAUUGAAAAAAUCUGAACUAAAGGUGCUACUAAAGAUGUUACCCAAGUAUUACAUUCAUGUAAAAGCACAUGAUAACACUCUUAUAACAAAAUUCUUUGGGGCACACAGAAUAAGUUUGAAACACGGGAAAAAGAUCCGCUUUGUGGUCAUGGGAAACAUGUUCUGCACUGAAUUGCGCAUACAUCGACGUUAUGAUUUGAAAGGUUCAACGCAUGGUAGAUGCACGAAUAAGGAUGAUAUUGAUGAGAGUACAACACUGAAAGAUCUUGAUUUGGCAUAUGAGUUCCAUAUGGACAAAUCAUUGCGCGAAUCGCUUUUUCGACAACUAUCGCUCGACAGCGCAUUCUUAGAAUCUCAGCAAAUCAUCGAUUAUAGCCUUCUCCUAGGCCUGCAUUUCAGAGCUCCCGAGCAUCUAAAAUCAUUCUUGGAGUCUCAAGAUUCCCUGGACAAGUCCGGUAGCACUAGCCCGGCUGCAGAUGGUUCGAUAUCGGGGGAACUUUCAAUUCCUCCACAAGGUUUGGUCUUGGUAACCCACGAGCCCGAAUCUGUCAGCCAUGCUCCCGGUCCGCACAUACGAGGAAGCACUUUGAAAGCACACUCUAUUGGGAACAAGGAAGUCGACCUUCUUCUGCCCGGAACUGGAAGGUUGAGGGUGCAGCUAGGAGUGAACAUGCCGGCCCAGGCGAACCACAAGCUCGUGCAGACGGAGACAGCCUCGGCAGAAAUCGAGCUUUUUGAGGUAUACGAUGUUGUCCUAUACCUCGGCAUUAUUGAUAUACUGCAAGAAUACAACGUGAAAAAGAAAUUAGAGCACCGUUUUAAGUCCCUAAAAUUCGACCCCCUAUCGAUCUCUGUGGUGGAACCUAAGGCUUAUUCGAAACGCUUCAUUUCAUUUCUUGAAAAAAUAUUUCCCCGCGAUCGUUAGUCGUCUGCUACUUAAAACAUAGUUAGUAACAAACACGACACUAUAGUGCACACUUGUUUGCCUCACUGUUACAUACGUUCCUUGUAAUUUGUUGUGUAAAGCUUUGUACAUUCAUUUGUGGCUAUAAUAUAGAUAGGGCCCCAACCACAACUUGAAUCUGCAUUAGAAAUUUGAAAUAAUAAUAAUAUAUAUGUAUGUAUGUA
Andrographis paniculata is the source of this 2723-nucleotide messenger RNA. RefSeq names its product phosphatidylinositol 4-phosphate 5-kinase 7-like. NCBI's taxonomy places the organism in Eukaryota, Viridiplantae, Streptophyta, Magnoliopsida, Lamiales, Acanthaceae. The record is from RefSeq and is a predicted model, not a curated record. The coding region runs from base 238 to 2520 and encodes 760 amino acids. Gene Ontology annotation, biological process: phosphatidylinositol metabolic process. The transcript has 10 exons. Gene Ontology annotation, molecular function: ATP binding; 1-phosphatidylinositol-4-phosphate 5-kinase activity.